Messenger RNA from Dreissena polymorpha, 1159 nucleotides. RefSeq lists its product as uncharacterized. The record is from RefSeq and is a predicted model, not a curated record. Lineage: Eukaryota; Metazoa; Mollusca; Bivalvia; Myida; Dreissenidae. The transcript has 7 exons. Bases 41 to 781 code for a protein of 246 amino acids.
GCCGCCAAAAGCCUUUCGAAAUACCGCAGAAGACUGACAGAUGAAACCAACACUAGGCAUGGAGGAGGCAAAGACCAGCUAUCCAGUGACCAUCGCUCAACCAGAGUAUGUGCAGAAAGGCAAAUCGAAGUUCGUGCGAAAUGUUGCGAUUGCCUUCAUCGGAUUUGUGCUGGUGGCAGUCGUCAUUGUGGUGGCCGUGUACUUUGGCAUCAGGUCGACUAAGGAUGCGUACCAGGAGGCGUGGCACACUUUCCGAGACAAAGAAGGUCGGUACAUGGAGGAGAAAGUGAACAAGACCAAGGACAUGACCGAGAUACACGUUCCCAACAGCGUCCAUGUCAUCUAUGACUACGUUAACGGCAUUUCAGUUGAACGUUUCACUGACGUCACGACAAAGAUACGGGGACCGUGCUAUGUCCGAUUCAUCAAUAGCAGCAAGACCAACAUCUCCCCCGACACUGACCAGACAACCGAUGAUUCAGGCCCAUAUAACAACAAGGUGGAUUCGCAACAAUGGAGGUUCACAGACCGGAAAGUACCAUCCUAUCUGACGUCAGCACCACGUGUGCAGGAAAUGUGCAAGGACACUGACAUCUUCUGGAUGGAGAAAAUGCCGGAGUCGUCAAUACAGAAGAGGUCGUUACAUGAAGGUUAUAAAUGUACCCUGAUCACCUAUAGGACUUUUAUCUACAAUGGGGUUAGAUACCUGUAUAAGGAAUGGCGGUGCUGCUGCUUGCCCCUCGGAGGUUAUUUCAUCUACUGGGAGCUAUGGAGAAUAUAAGCGUAAUCAAAGUCAGUGACGCAACAAAUGACGAAAGGUUACGUUGAACGUGUAAUGAACAGACCUGGGGAAGAACUUCCAUUCUCUAUAUCAAUUGCUGAGAAUCAUAUGUGCACUGUCAGUUCAACGAACACCGUUUUAAAAUGUAUAUGACAUUUCCAAGACUUUUGUCUCUAUAUCCAUUUAGCUGUAGUGUUUAAACUGUCUUUUUUAUUUUCAGCCUUAUCUUGAAGUAAACUUAAACAAUAAAUAUUUAAUAACAUUGCAUGUGAAUGACGGAUCAUGUUUACAUCUGUAUCUUUAUUUUUGUAUUUGUAUUUCUACCGAGAUGUACAUAUGUAUCCAUGUAUCUAUUUUUAAAUAAAUCUGUAGCUAUAA